Messenger RNA from Girardinichthys multiradiatus, 5707 nucleotides. RefSeq names its product phospholipase A2, group IVAb (cytosolic, calcium-dependent) (gene pla2g4ab). Gene Ontology annotation, cellular component: nucleus; Golgi apparatus; cytosol. The record is from RefSeq and is a predicted model, not a curated record. The transcript is spliced from 19 exons. Bases 378 to 2618 code for a protein of 746 amino acids. Lineage: Eukaryota; Metazoa; Chordata; Actinopteri; Cyprinodontiformes; Goodeidae. Gene Ontology annotation, biological process: glycerophospholipid catabolic process. Gene Ontology annotation, molecular function: calcium-dependent phospholipid binding; calcium ion binding.
CUGGGGGGGAGUUACCACCACUUUCCUGCUGAGUCAAUUUUUAAACAUACUCUGGGAUUUCCACGACUUUUUUUUCUUUGACAAAUUAGCUUUUUCCUGUAGUUCCUGUAGUUUACUCAUUCAACUUAUUUUUAUCUGUUGCAUUAGUUUGUUGUAGUUAACCGUUCCCGACUACCGGGUGCAGAGAAGCGCCUCCUCCAUCUUCAUUCCUGCAGUACGAUAUUCUCGCUCAACAUGACACGUUUAAAUGGAUGUAUUAGUUGAAACGCUAACUUGUUCAGACUAACUGCAUCAGUUUGUGACUGAGAUGUUCUCCUGAGUUAAAGCUUGCAUCACGUUGAGGACUUUCCUGAGUUUUACUCACCCAACACAUUGCAAUGGCUUCCAAUAUAAUUGUAGAACAUCACAUUUCUCACAAAUUCACUGUGACAGUGGUUCGUGCUGAAAAUGUUACCAAAGGAGCACUGGGUGACCUACUGGAUACUCCAGAUCCAUAUAUGGAGUUGUUCAUCCCAACGGCCCCGGAGAGCAGGAAGAGGACUAAGCACAUUGACAACAACAUCAAUCCAAAAUGGAAUGAGACCUUUCAUUUUAUUUUAGACCCCAGCCAGCCGAAUGUCCUGGAGCUAACAUUAAUGGAUGCCAAUUAUGUGAUGGAUGAGACACUUGGGACGGCAUCCUUCGACAUCACCAAGCUCAAAGUGGGCCAAACAAAGCUGGAAAUUUUCAGUUUUGGAAAAGCAACCAAAGUACACUUGGAGAUGACAGUGGAAAUCUGGACAAACUUGGACCUGAGGUUCAGCCUGGCCCUCUGUGAGAAAGAGAAACAGUUCAGACACACUCGCAGAGAAAGAGUGAUGCUCGGCAUUAAAAAGCUCCUCGACAUGGAGAAGCCUCGCUUCCUUCCCAGCUCUCCUGAGGAGGUUCCCGUGAUAGCCAUAGCAGGUUCAGGAGGGGGUUUCCGUGCAAUGGUUGGGUUUUCUGGAGUGAUGAAGGCCCUGUUUGAGUCUGGGGUCUUAGACUGUGCCACAUACGUUGCGGGCCUCUCUGGAUCCACAUGGUACAUGUCCACGCUGUACUCCCACCCUACCUUUCCAAACAAAGGUCCAAAGGACAUUAACAGUGAGCUUAUGAAGAGAGUCAGCAGUAACCCACUCAGGUUGCUGCUGCCCCAGCACAUCACCAACUACAUCCAGGCCCUCUGGACCAAAAAGGCAUCAGGGCAGCCGGUUACGUUUACCGAUAUUUUCGGCAUGCUCAUAGGAGAGACUCUUAUGCCUGCGAAGAUGGAUAUCAAGCUAAGUGACAUCCAGGAGAAAAUAAACCAGGCCCAGAGCCCUCUACCUUUAUUCACAUGUUUACACGUCAAACCAGAUGUUUCCGAGCUCAUGUUUGCAGAUUGGGUGGAGUUCAGCCCAUAUGAAAUCGGAAUGGCAAAGUACGGUACCUUCAUGACGCCCGACCUCUUUGGAAGCAAGUUCUUCAUGGGAACUGUCGUGAAAAAGUAUGAAGAAAACCCAAUCCAUUUUCUGAUGGGCAUAUGGGGAAGUGCCUUCUCCAUUCUGUUCAACCGAGUACUGGGAAUUAAGGACACAGCUGAAGGCAGCACCAUGGAGGAGGAGUUAGAGCAGAUCAAACCCCAGCACAUUGUUGGAGAAGACAGCCUUGACAAUGAUGAUGAACCCAGAAAAGGUGGAACUGAAAACCAGGAAGCGGAUGAGGAGUUUCACCGCACUGCUCAGGCCAGCUGGGUUCAGCGAAUGUUCACUUCACUCUUUAGUGACUCUGCCCUGUUCAAUACAAGAGAAGGUCGAGCUGGAAAGGUGCAUAACUUCAUGUUGGGCCUGAAGCUGAACGCUGACAUAACCUCUCCUGAUACAUUGUAUUCUCAACCUACACCUGAAGAAGAAGUGGAUGCUGUAACAGAUCCAGAUGAGUUUGAUCGCAUUUACGAACCUCUGGACGUGAAGAGUAAGAAGAUCCAUGUAGUAGACAGCGGCCUGACCUACAACCUUCCCUAUCCUCUCAUCCUGCGGCCUCAGCGCACCGUUGAUUUGAUCAUCUCAUUUGAUUUUUCUGCUCGACCGAGCGACUCCAGUCCUCCAUUUAAGGAGCUACUGUUAGCAGAAAAGUGGGCCCGAAUGAACAAGCUCCCGUUCCCUAAGAUUGACCCUAAAGUGUUUGAUCGUGAAGGUCUGAAGGAAUGCUACGUCUUCAAACCCAGGAAGGGGGAGAAGAACUGCCCAACUGUGAUCCACUUUGUCUUGGUCAACAUUAACUUCAGGAAAUUCAAAGCACCCGGGGUUGCCAGAGAGACUGAGAAGGAGAAGGAACUGGCAGAUUUUGACAUCUUUGAUGACCCGGAGUCACCAUUUUCCACAUUCAACUUCCAGUACUCCAAUGAAGCUUUCACCCGGCUUCAUGACCUGAUGGAGUUCAACACCCUAAACAACCUUGAGGUUAUUAAAGAGGCCAUUAAGGACUGCAUUGUGGCACGGAAAGAGAGUCCCUCAGGCCUCUCCCUUCCGUUUUCCCUCAGCGAGAUCCCUAAAAGGAAGUUUUCCAAAAGAGAACCUGACUCAAAACCCUGGAUCAACCUUGGAAAGGACCACCAAUAGUUUCAGGAUAAGACUUUGGAUAAACAGACUUUUUGUAGUUUUGGUGAUUUGGCCUUAAAGUUGAGUAUUUUACUUAAUGGAAAUGCUCAUAUCCUGAUCUACAGGAUAAUUUGAUGCAACUUGAAGAUAAGAGUUGAAAGAAGUGCCACUUUGUAUGGAACCUCACUAGUAAAAGCCUUAUGGCUGCACUCCCUUGCAAAAGCAUUAUCAUCUGGUUUUAUGUUCACACUUCAUUUCUGGAGAAGACAAGCAGAUGAUAAUUACCACCUGACUGCAAUGUUUUAUUGCAAUUGCAAUCAACACAAUGUUGUUAGGGAAACCCUUUCCUUUAUUUUAUUGUCCCCUGAGGAUCCUGAACCAUGCUUCCUCUUAGUUCUUGACUCGUCUUUGUCAAAUCUUUUCACCUUUGUUGCAUUUGUGAUGCGUCUUUUUGACUCAUUGGCAUCUUUCCAGAGAACUUGUUUGGCCUUGUGUUGCUUGUAUAUUCUGCUGACAAUUGUUCCUUAAGAAGCCUCAUUUGUGGUUUCCCAUUUUUGUGGGAUGAACUCUUUUCGAACUGAAUCUGUGGCUACAGUGCACCUUUUUUUCUUUUUUUACAUUUUCCAUUACAUUGCCUGUCUUAACAUGUAAUUGUGGUAAAAAAAAAAAAACAUGGAUGGGGAGCUCAUAAUUUUUGUUUGUGUUUGAUGGAACACGCAACCUGCACCCCCUCUGGAUAUUUCAAACAUCUAAAGGAUGUUUACCCACCUAUGGAGCGGGAGCACUCCCUACUGCCUCGAAGGGAGUGCCAAAUUAAAUCCACCAUCCUGGAAUAAACAAAACCCGUUGCCACAGUAACAGCUGUUCAUUUUCUUCCUUUAACAUAUCUUUGUCUCAGCAUCGGGGUGAAGGCAUGUUUAUUUCCCUGACCAGUAUGGUUUAAAGAUACAGACACAGGCUGAUUUUCCUUGACCAUCACUCGCUCCCAAAAACACUGUGCUGCCGGACUCUUUAAACUUUGGAGCCAAGGCUGGGUGGAGCGGUGUAUGCCAUUACAAGCCCUGAUCACAUCUUUUAGAACGACGACCCUCUAUCUCAACAGCACCGGGUGGAAUUUUACACACUACACCUACACCUGCAGCAGUAAAGCCCUGGAAUCUGACACACUACCCUUAAUGCCUGCAGAGGCCUGAAAAGCUGCACACACAGAGGGGAGCCAUUUUCCACUGAAGCACUUCCGAGCUCUCCGCCCUCAUGUGUCACCCUGGCCGUUUGGAAACAAACUGAGACGACACAGAAAGGGUUGAGUCACGCUUCAGGGAUGCAUGAUCAGGCAAUGUUUGUUUCAAAUUUUGGUUGUAGCCAUUUUGUGUAUUUCCUUUAGUUUAUUUAUGUUUUUAAAAGUAGUGGUAAUCCUGUGUUUUAAUUAAUUAAUUACUAAAUCAUCGAUUCACUUUCUCAUGUAGACCUUUCCUAGGUCUAGAGAGUGUUUAUCAGUAGGCGUUUCAUGUGAUAGACCAACAUAAAGUAGCAUGGUGAAAUCAAAGAAAACUUUAUAAACUGUGCUAUGUAUUUUAAUUCACCUCACCUGAUUUAAUACUUAUUAGAACCACCCAUUGCUGUAAUUACAGCUUCAAAUCUUUUGGUGUUUUCUUCUAUUAACUUUGAUCAACUUUGCAUACCUAGAGACAAAACUUUUUUUCAGUUCUUUGGAAAAUUGCUCAAAUUGAAUUGAGAGUAUCUGUCAAAAUCCGUUUUCAAAUCUUGCUCCAGAUUCUCAGUUAGCUUCAGAUCUGGACUCUGACUAGACCAUUCUACGACAUGAAUAUACAUCGAUCUAAGUAUGAGCUUGAGCUCUGGCUGUAUGUGUAGGGUCGUUGUCCUGCUAGAAGAUGAACCUUUUAUUACUACUAAUUAGGUAACUUCAGUUAAGCUGGAUAUUAUUUAGAGGUAUCGAAAUAAGGGAGCUGAAUACAUUUGUAUACAUACAGACUUUUAAUUUUAAGUUUUGUUUUUUUUUUCACAAUUUUGCACUGCAUUGUGUUAGUCUAUCACAGAAUGUUCCAAUAAAAUACAUUGAGGUUUGUCUUGUAAUGUGACAAAAUACUUUUGCAAGGCCCUACAAAUCAUGUACAGCUUUUGCAGUGCAGAGACUGGAACUUGAAAUUCAUCCAAAAUUCAGAUAUGUUCAUAGGUAAUUACUAGAGUGAGCCCACAGUCUCCUACUGGUAGCUUUUUAUCCACAAUAACCCUUUGAGCGUUUUAUACUGGAAACUUAAUUAUUAAUUUGUGUAUUUAUCUUGUAACUACAGAGAGCUACACUGAGAUUAUUUUAGACUAAUUUAGACUAUUCAAUGGCCAUAAAUAUUUAUGAAAAUAUAUUUAUGCUCAGUAUUUCUUGUUAAUAAACACCAGAUAGAAAAUCAUGACAGUUGAGUAAAAACUAUCACAUAAAUGAAUAUUUUAAUCUCAAUAUUUCUAUUUUGCCUUAUUUUAAACAAAAAUCUCUGGCUUUUUUCAGUGCUGCCUUAUCUGCCCUAAAGAAAGUGAAUAGGGGUAAUUCCUCAAUGUAAUAUGUUGGGUUUUAAACAAGCAAUGAUAAAUUUGAGGACAUUUUCUGAACUUUUAAUAUUAAUUAUAUAAACAUUUUCUGUCUGCUUAAAAGUUGCACUUAAAGCAGGAUUUCAAUGAGUGUUGUGACUUUGUGUUUUUAAAAGUUUUAUUGUAAUAUUUUUUGACAACAUCACAAGCUGAAAGGUCAGUUCUUUAAUUUGGGAUAUGCACAUUUAUACUCUUGUGAUCAUUAAGCUGUAUUUUAACUGGCAAAGCAUGACAUGUUUAACUGUUGUGUUUGUGUUAAAAGGACAGUAAAAAAGUAUGCAAGUUUAAUGUAUGCUUAUGUUUUCUGUUAAAAUAUUUGAAAUCCGUGAGGAUCCUGGUGAAAUUACACAACUUACACAACUUGCAGAUGUGUUCAGGUACCUUUGUUUCCUUUUGGGUCACUGAAUUAACCUGUACAGUCCUGUGGUUUAACAGAUACUUAGAUUGGGCUUUUAACUACAUAAAGCUCUGUGUAUGUACUGGAUUUAAAUAAAAUUUCUGCACUUCAA